AUGGCCGACGCAUUCAAACCCCGUACCAUGAAACGCAAGAAUGUAAAGGGACUCGCCCUCAAUUCCACACCAAAGCCAGCGUCCACCCCAUCUGAAGGCGAUGCUCAAGUCCCCGGCGCGGUCGGAAACACAGAGAGCACCCGUUCAGAUACGUUGGAAAUUGGCCUCGAGUUCAAGCUCGAUUUGCGCAGUGAGGAUUUGGUGACAUUGAAGGAGGUUGGUGCUGGAAAUGGCGGUACCGUGGCCAAGGUUAUGCAUGCCACGACAAAGGUCGUUAUGGCACGGAAGAUUAUCCGUGUCGAUGCGAAAGAGAACGUACGCAAACAGAUCCUCCGUGAACUCCAGGUCGGUCACGACUGCAACUCGCCUUAUAUCGUCACAUUUUACGGCGCCUUUCAGAACGAGUCGCGCGAUAUUGUCUUGUGUAUGGAAUAUAUGGACUGCGGCUCUCUCGAUCGCAUCUCCAAAGAGUUCGGACCGGUCCGUAUCGACGUCCUAGGCAAAAUCACCGAGUCUAUCCUCGCUGGCUUGGUAUAUUUAUAUGAGAACCACCGAAUCAUGCACCGCGACAUCAAACCGUCCAACGUCUUAGUCAACUCUCGAGGAAAUAUUAAACUGUGCGACUUUGGCGUGGCUACCGAGACCGUUAAUUCCGUCGCCGAUACCUUUGUCGGUACUUCCACCUACAUGGCUCCGGAACGUAUCCAGGGAGGCGCAUAUACUGUUCGAUCUGAUGUUUGGAGUGUUGGAUUGACUGUGAUGGAGCUUGCCGUCGGACGAUUCCCGUUUGAUGCUACUGACUCGGCUGCCGGCGAUCGAGCCAGUGCUGGGCCGAUGGGAAUUCUGGAUCUUUUACAGCAGAUUGUGCAUGAGCCUGCACCUAAGCUACCCAAGAGUGACGCUUUCCCUCCUAUUCUGCACGAAUUUGUGGCCAAGUGCUUGCUCAAGAAGUCUGAGGAGCGGCCCACGCCGAGGGAACUCUAUGAUAAGGAUGCUUUUCUGCAAGCCGCCAAGCGGACACCUGUUGAUCUACAAAAAUGGGCUCGAAAGAUGAUGCACGCCCAAGACCGUCAUUCGUACCUAGAACCACCCGCCCCAGCUUCACUUAAAACAGCAACCACAACAUCUAGCAGUCCUUCUCCAGAUAUGACGCCUCGAGAUACCCCUGCUACAACCGUGUCAGCCGCGCCAUCUCAUCCUACGCCAACAUUUGGGGAGAUUCCGCUCCGAAACGACAUUACUUCUGCACAUAAACAACACUUUAGUCCGUCCUCUCACCAUAACCCUACGCCCCAUCAUGCCGAUUAUAGCAAUCACAAUCAGUAUGCGCAACAGCAAUCACAACAUGUAUCACACAACUCCAGAUCAUCUCAAUCCUCUUCGAGACAACAAUCUCCGUACUUGUCCCUCGAACAUCUCUCUCUUGAAAGUGAAGAAGCACGCAACGGAAGGGGCCGAUCUCCACGCAACUACUCCGGCGAACCUCGAUCUGCAAUUGAUCCCCCUUCACGGCCGCAUUUCCCUCGCGCAUUGAGUUCUAAUCAUCAGGGCGGACUACAUACCACUACUUUACCCAUGGGAGCUGCGCCUCCACCUUCAGGACCACUUCCGCCUCCGCCGCAGUCUGCUGGAGAAUCAUGGCGGAAUCAGUACAGAGCACGAGAGAAUAUGACUUGA
Talaromyces amestolkiae is the source of this 1677-nucleotide messenger RNA. RefSeq lists its product as uncharacterized. Gene Ontology annotation, molecular function: ATP binding; protein kinase activity. The transcript is spliced from 4 exons. NCBI's taxonomy places the organism in Eukaryota, Fungi, Ascomycota, Eurotiomycetes, Eurotiales, Trichocomaceae. Gene Ontology annotation, biological process: protein phosphorylation. The coding region runs from base 1 to 1677 and encodes 558 amino acids. The record is from RefSeq and is a predicted model, not a curated record.